Molecule: messenger RNA, 1140 nt
Organism: Oldenlandia corymbosa var. corymbosa
Lineage: Eukaryota; Viridiplantae; Streptophyta; Magnoliopsida; Gentianales; Rubiaceae
Source: the annotation of a GenBank genome assembly
AUGUGGAGCAACCUUCCCUUCGAUCUCUUAGCCUAUAUUUUUUCUUUCCUACCUCCUGAUUCGUUAGCUUGUGCUAAAUCUUCCUGCCGGAAUUGGCACAGAUGUCCCGACGUCUACUUCGACCCGUCGGAUUCUCGCCGGCGGAGUCAGAAUCCGACUUGGUUUAUCGCCGUUAUAAUUCGCAGCUCCGGCAUCGUUUGCUACGCCCAAAACCCAGUCGAUAACCACCGUCAAUUCCUCUUACAACUUGAUUUUAUUCCCACCCCGAUUCAACCCAUUUCCCCAAUUCGUAACGGCGGCCUCAUCCUAUUACGGUCUACUACCGCCGAUUUGCUUCAAUUGGCCAUAUGCAACCCUUUUACUCGGGAAUUUAGAGAUCUCCCGAUACUUACUGUGCCAAGAAUCAAUCCAGCCGUCGGCGUUGUGGAGUUAUCAUCAAUUCCGGGUCAAUUCCAUUUUGGGGUUUUUGUGGUGGGCGGCUUGUCUGUUGCUCUGCCUGCCGGAAACGGCUCCUCUGCCUACGAGUCCACGGUGGAAAUGUUCGAUUCACGCCGUGGCUCGUGGCUGAUUAUCGGUCCCGUGCCGUUGGAAUAUUCAGUGAGGCUUACUGUUUCGGAUCCCGAUGCAGCUGUGUAUUGCGAUGGGGUGAUCUACUGGAUGACAUCAACCGGAGCUUAUAGCGUAAUCGCAUACGAGAUUACCACAAAUAAGUGGAAGGAAUUAAACCUGCCGAUUGCGGAUAGGCUCGAAUUCGCCGCGUUGGGGAGAAGGAACGGGAAGCUUACUCUUGUUGGUGGCAAAUGUGGUGGCGAUGCAUACGUGUGGGAGCACGGAAAAGGUGGAAUGAACUGGGGUAUAAUUGAGAAAGUCCCAUUUGAAUUGGGGAUGAAGUUCUUAGGGGGAAAAGGUUGCUGGGAUAACACGAAAUGUGUUUGUACUGAUGGGAUGGUGUGCUUUUAUAAGGAUGUUGGAUCAGGAAUGCUAGCUUGGAGAGAAAUUGAUGAAAAUGGCAGAUGGGGAUGGUUUUGGAUUGAUGAAUGUUGUUCCAUAAGAGGUCAGCAGCUGAAGCUGCAGAAUUUCCAGAUCAAAGGGUUACUGUUACACCCAAAUCUGGCGCAUUCUUCGCAUUUUAAUUCGUAA